CGACGAAUGCCGAAUUUCCGCGCCAUUUCAGGGGACAUACAAUACGUCUGAACCAGUUUGAUCGUGCUGGGGAUGAGAAAUGUCAAAUUAAUUUCAAGAGUUUUGCGGUUCCUUGCCUCCUCGAAUGUUGUACGAUGUAUAUGUAAUUCUCUUUGGGGAAUAACUGAACUAAUCAGCUAUGUUGCUACCGUCCGACAUAGCGAGGCUUGUUUUGGGUUACCUGCAACAGGAGGGUCUAUCCGCUACAAGCCAGGCCUUCAUUUUAGAAAGCCCCAAUCUGAAGGAAUACGCGGAGCACAGCACGGACGAUGGGACAAUCCCUGCCUGCGUGUUUUCCUUGUUUGGGAAAAAUCUGACAACGAUCUUGAAUGAAUAUGUUGCCGCUAAAGCCACGGAAACCAGCCAAGAACCACAAAUACCCGCCAUGAUGACAUCAUUGUGGAAGAAGUUAGAAUUCACUCUAAACCAAAUCAAAUGUAUGCAGAAUUCACCAGCGGUGCACCAGAACCAGCGACUCCGUACUCGCAACGGAAUUAUGAAUCUGAGGCGGCAGAGGGCGCUGUCAUCCCCUUUGUCCCCAGCCCCCAGGAUUCCUUCAUCCCCAGCCCCAUCUGGCCACUACAUUCCAAGCCCCAUCUCUGCCCCUCAAAGCAUUCUGGGACACACGGCAGCAGUUUGCUACAGCUCCCUGCAGACCCGGACUACUCCGAUUUGCCAGCCUCAGGUCCAGGAUGGGAGCAGACUUUUCAUCAGCGUGAACCGAGAUUCCCCUCUGCAAGUUGCGGUUCCUGAGCACAGGAUAAACCCCGGUCCAUUAUCCCCUGCCCGUAGAAAAUGUGACUCCCCGAGGAGGAGGGGAGGGGGCCUGAGUGGGUGCAGUGGACCGGGGCGGGGCAGUUUGCUACCUAACGUACCCCCCCCGGAGCUGCAGAGCGAGUCACAUCAGGAGGCAGUCAGCGAGAAUUUCCCCCAAAUGGUUAUAGAGAAUGCAAGGGAGAAGAUACUGAACGACAAGUCACUGCAAGAAAAGCUGGCAGAAAACAUAAACAAAAUCCUGGGAAGUGAAAUUAGUCCUCAGGCCUCAAAGCAAGCAGCGUGCAGUUCAGUGGAGCAGGACCAGUCCAUAGAUGAGAUACUCGGCCUACAGGGAGAAAUCCACAUGACAGAUGAUGCCAUCCAGGAUAUCCUAGAGCAGACGGAAUCGGAUCCGGCCUUUCAAGCUCUCUUUGACCUUUUCGAUUGCGGUAAAGACAAAAAUAGCGACGCCGAUCACCACGGAGAUGUGAACACCAGCACUCCCAGCUUGGAGAGCAAUGAGGCGGAGCCGAGCGACUGCUUUUCUGUGACCUCGGAUCAGGGUGCUGGCCCUGAGGAUUCAGCCCCUGGCACCGAGACUCCUAGAAAGACGAGGACGCAAAAAGUACCGGAGCUGAAAAGCAAGAAAAGUAGGAAAAUCACACACCCUCUUUCAAGCACCUCAAGGACGACUCAGGCAUUGAAUCCUCCACGUCCAUCCGAUGAAGUAAGACCAGAUCUGCCUUCUCAGAUGAAAAUGUCGACUGAGGGCAAAACCUUAGUCUGUGACGAUAGAGAGGCAAGGACUUUGCAGCCUCUCCCACAGGGCAGCCCCAUCAAAGACGCUAAUCCGACCGUGGUGGAGAAUGUCCCGGAAAUGCCUCCAGAAGAAGACACAAGCAUGGAUGUUGACGGACCAUCUGGUGCCACAUCGCAAGAGAACGCUGGGCAGUUUAUUCUUCAGCCUGAGUUCCAGCAAAUCCCCCAGGCCUCCAAAGAUCCUGGAGGACGACCAAGUCGAACUUCACCAUGCGAGUCUGAGAGGGACCCCUCUGAGGCUGGAGAGGUCAACCCUGCUGAGAGGACCUCUGAGAUCAGCCUGGAUUUGGAGGCGGCUGAGGUGUCUGUGUUGGGUUUUUCCAUUGAGGUUCCUCAUGUUCUGGAACAUUCUGCUGAACCCCAAAUUCCAGAAGCAUCGCCUACUUUGUCCAUUAAUACUGACAGCGCAGUUGUAAAUAACCAGAAAGCAGCACUGGAACAUUCCCCAUCUUCCCAGAAAGGUUCGCCCUCCCUUGGUCAGGCUGCACAAGGCUCAGCGGCAACAACACAAGAGAUCACCCAUCUUCCUGAAGAUAGUUCAGCUUCUCCACCUGAAGCUACUCUUUCAUUGUCUUCUGCCCUUGCCCCGUCCCCUGCCAAGGAACACAACACUAGUAAAAUAGUCUCGCUGAAGAUCAUCAUCAGCGACGAGCAGGCAGGAGAUUCUGCCCUCUGCCAGGCGGUCUCCAGCAUCACGGGCGACCAGGUCCCCACCAUCAUCCUCUCCUCGCCGGCCAAGUCCCCCGCCAAAGCUCCAGGAGGCUUCUCUGUGACGGCGGAGGAGACCGUGCAGGCUGUGAGCUGUUUACAGUGCACAGAGCUCACCGGCAAACCCGCGGAGCCGGUGGCUGGUGUGGACGAGAACCUGCAACUCUCGCUUCCCGGCGAAUUGGUGUCAGAAGGGGGGUUUAUCCAGUUGCUGCCCUCUGCAGCCUCUUAUGGGGGCUCCAGCAACUACUUCAUCGUGACGGAUCAGUCGAUGGUCAGUCACUCGCCUGGCGUGGUGGUGCUGCCCGACGGUUCUCCCCUAGGCCCGGUGGCCAGCCCCACACACAUCCUGGCAACUCCUCCUCGAGCUCGGUCCAUCUCUGUGACGCAGGAUGCCUCAAAGACCUACCCAUCUGGUUCGACACUCAUCAUAACAUCACCCGUGCAGCCCAUGCUGCAAAGCAUGAUGGUACCAGCAUCUGUGGUCAGCCAAAAGAAUACUGGGACAUUUACCAUAGUCUCCAAUCAGCUGGUGACCUUGCCGGUUACUUCUGCGAAAGUUACACCCAGCUCCAAAUCGAAACCCAGACUGGCACCCAAGGAAACAGCCGGCUCUGGUAAAGCAGGUGCUCCUGUGUCUGGGUUGGAGGCGAAGGUCGAGAUCCCACUGAGGCCAGCUGUCCCCCUCCUGGCCCCCCAGGGCCCAGGACACCUGACACUCUCAGAUGCCGCCAUCACAGAAGCCGCCCCGGGCCCCAGUGCUCCCAGUCACCGCAGGAUGCUGUGCUUCGACACCGACAGCCCCGGCCAUGCGGACGCAGCCGCGCCAUCCGGAAUCGCCCCAUCGCCCCCAGUGACACCACAGACGGUGGUCUCUCAGCCCCCCGCCGUCUCCUCUACCUCGUCCCCUGCUGUCAGCGCGUCCCCUGCCAGGCAGCCUCCCAAGGAGAGUCCUGGCAGCUCGGGCAGCCGGUGUCCCAAGAUCCGGACCGUACAGCCAACCAUCCUCAGGGGCAGCAGGGCGGCAAGGGCCGAGCUGUUAAAAUGCCCCGAAAGUCUGACCACGCCUGAGAAUGAGAGGCCCCCCCUGGACUGUGCUGCGGGUGACACUAAGAAAUCCCCUAACGCCAAAAGUGACGCCGGUCUUGUGGCGAAAGCUCCGAGCGCCAUCGUGAGGACGGAGGCCACGCCGGCGGAAGCUCCCGGCAGGUCUGUGUUCGCGAGAAAGCAGCAGAUCGUGGACAAGAGGGAAUUCUCUGUGGCCGAGAGCGCGGGGCCUGCCAAAUCCAAGCCCGGUGGCGCCAAGAAGGAGGACCAGAGGAGCAGAACAGAGGCUGGGGAGAAACCACAGGCCAAAGGCCGGGAGGGUCGGGCAGAGCGGAGGGGCUCCUCGCUAGAGCCGCCCCAUGUCACGGCUAAUAAGGAGAACAGACUGGAAGGGAGUCGGUGUGAGCAUCACCCCAUGGGCCCUGCCCCGGUGGGAGAGCCCGGCCCGAACACCAUCGGAUCUCCGGCACCCAUCUCCCAGGCUGGCUCUUGCAAAGUCCCGAAUAAGACUAGCCCUCUGACCAAGCAGGCCGCCGAGAUGCUGCAGGACAUCCAGGGGCUGAUCCCGGCCUCCACGCCCUCUAAGAGGACGGGGCUAGGCUGCUCCGAGCUGUCCCACCCCAGAACUCCCAAUCUGGGUGGCGCGGCAGAGGAGCCUCCUGACUGCCUGCGGACUCCCAUCCGGCAGCGGCACGGCCGGGAGCGGGAGGGCACCCCCCGGCACCUCGUCGCCACGCCCGACGUCCCCACCUGCAGCCCGGCCAGCGAGGCCGGCAGCGAGAGCAGCAUCAACAUGGCUGCCCAGACGCUCAUCUCCCUGUCCCGUGCCGGCAGGGCCGGCACGCCCCUAAAGGACAGCAUUCUACAGCAGGGCGUGGCGUCCGCCGCAGUGAACAUCGCUACGGUGGCUCCCAAGGCCAAAAAGCGCAAGCAGUCGGAAUCACACACCACCCCAACUGCCAAGAAAGAGCUUCAUCUCUCUGGGUCAGCGUCCAGUAAGAAAAAGUCUAAGAAACAAAAGAGGCUGCUUGAUUCCUUCCCUGAUGACCUGGACGUCGAUAAGUUCCUGUCAUCGCUGCACUAUGACGAAUAAUCCUAUGCAGUUGCCGAGAGGGACGGCCUUCGUUUAGGUGGCCAUGCUGAUGGGCACCAUCCACGGUUUUCCAUUCGCUGUACCUGUGGCCACUGAGACGGCCUUGCAGGGUUUCGGCUGACCAAUACUAAGCAACUGUCAAAUCCUACUGCUGGAAACUGAAUGUGAUCGCUGGUAUCUCCACCUCAUAAUCAAAUUCAACCCCUUCGUCUUCAACGGCGUGCAGUCACACGUGUGUCAGGUAUGCCUACAGAACAUGAUGUACUCCAAGCAGCUCGGUUAGCGGAAGACAGGGACUCGGUAAAGGGAAUGAUGGUUUUUUUUUUUUUUAACUUUGAAAGAGAUUCCAUGCACUUUUAAUUUCUUUCUAUAAGAAAAUAAGACGUCAGCCUCAACACCCACUAAUUUAAAGUCAGAACAGCUUUUUUUUUUUUGCUUAAAAGUAAAGCUUGUUUGACCUGUAGUUCUCUUCCUUGUUGUUUUCCAUCUCUGCUGAGCCAGUCUGGUCCUUUUUGUAUUGUAUGAAAACUACAAACUGCCUCUUUGUAUUUAUGUCCUCAAGCAGUGUUACGAUGUAAAAAGAAAAUGGUUCUUCCCAUUUGUAUUAAUGUGCGCCCACUGUGUGCUUUUGUGUUGAAGCUCGGUUUUCAAUUAAAAUAUUUAACUAAC
This is a messenger RNA of Brienomyrus brachyistius, 5131 nucleotides long. It is a transcript of the gene npat, whose product is annotated as nuclear protein, ataxia-telangiectasia locus. Bases 179 to 4462 code for a protein of 1427 amino acids. The record is from RefSeq and is a predicted model, not a curated record. Gene Ontology annotation, molecular function: transcription coregulator activity; protein binding. Gene Ontology annotation, cellular component: nucleus. NCBI's taxonomy places the organism in Eukaryota, Metazoa, Chordata, Actinopteri, Osteoglossiformes, Mormyridae. The transcript is spliced from 17 exons.